This is a messenger RNA of Pelobates fuscus (common spadefoot toad), 1836 nucleotides long. RefSeq names its product prostaglandin F receptor (gene PTGFR). The transcript is spliced from 3 exons. Lineage: Eukaryota; Metazoa; Chordata; Amphibia; Anura; Pelobatidae. The record is from RefSeq and is a predicted model, not a curated record. The coding region runs from base 355 to 1506 and encodes 383 amino acids. Gene Ontology annotation, molecular function: prostaglandin F receptor activity. Gene Ontology annotation, cellular component: plasma membrane. Gene Ontology annotation, biological process: adenylate cyclase-activating G protein-coupled receptor signaling pathway; inflammatory response; positive regulation of cytosolic calcium ion concentration.
GGACAGUCUGGCCAGACUGUGGAACUGCAUUGAUUUUAUGUUCAGAGUAAGGUACAGUCUGCAAGCAGAGAAUUCAUCCCAGCUGGCUGUUUAUAUCGUAGCAGCCAAGGAAAGUGCUCACUCUGGACACUAAGUCUAUGCAAGCAAAGAUGGGAAAGGGGAUACCAGGAUUCACAGGAGACCUUGGAUUCUAAUCCACACUCUCUUUUAGAGAGAGAUCAGUCUAAAUAUAUCAACAGCGUGAGGAAAGAUGAAAAACUCCUGGACAAGUAACUGUGAGUGGGACCCUCUGAUCACAGAUUACGUUCUUGCAUAAGCCAGUCAAGAUGUUUUAAGUCCUCUGACCUCUCAACAAUGAACAACAGUUCGGAAACAAUAGUGUUUGGUAGUCAGGAAGCGCCCUCCAACACAACCUACCUCAUGGAACAGAAAAUAUCAGUAUUUUUUUCAAUUGUGUUUAUGACAGUUGGGAUAAUCUCAAACGGCGUGGCUUUUAUCAUUCUUAUGAAAGCCUACCAAAGAUUUCGGAAGAAGUCAAAAGCUUCAUUUCUGCUGUUUGCCAGUGGUUUGGUGGUCACCGACCUCUUUGGUCAUCUCAUUAAUGGAACCAUUGCUGUUUUUGUCUACGCAUUCAACAGAGACUGGAUGAGAUUUGAUCGCUCGAAUAUUCUUUGCAGCAUAUUUGGCAUGUGCAUGGUGUUCUUUGGACUGUGCCCGCUUCUUUUGGGUUGUGUGAUGGCAGUAGAGCGGUGUAUAGGGGUUACAAAACCAAUCUUUCACUCUACAAAAAUGACUUCAAGACAUGCAAAGAUCAUCUUGAGUUUGGUAUGGCUCUUUGCCAUUUUAGUUGCAUUAUUACCUAUAUUAACGUUGAGAGACUAUCACAUACAAGGAUCGAGAACCUGGUGCUUCUUAAAGACUGAACAGGUUGAGAACUGGAUGGAUCAAUUUAAUCUACUCUUUUUCUCUUCACUUGGGCUUCUGUCCCUUGCCAUCUCAUUUUUGUGCAAUGCAAUGACCGGGCUAACGCUACUCAGAUCCAAAAUGAAAAACCAGCAGUAUCGACAGGGACGAUCUCAUCAUAUAGAAAUGAUUGUCCAGCUCUUGGCUAUUAUGUGUGUCUGUUGUAUCUGCUGGGCUCCAUUUCUGAUAACAAUGGCUAACAUUGGAUUAAAUGGUGAUUCAUUGGAGUCUCGGAAGACCAUCCUAUUUUCUCUCCGAAUGGCCACAUGGAAUCAAAUCUUAGACCCUUGGGUUUAUAUCCUUCUGAGAAAAACUAUUCUCAAAAAACUUUUUCGGAUCACGAGGCGCUGUUGUGGUGUAGAAAUGAUUCGUAUACACACGUGGGAGUUUAGUUCUUUUAAAAACUCUUUAAAAGUGGCCACCAUCUCUGAUUCGUCUGGCUGUACAAGAACAAACACUUUAAACAACUCCAGAAAAGUUAGCACCAAUCAAAAAUCAGAGCUAACUGAAAACAAACAAUCAUUUAUUUUGAGUGAAAUCUAGUGACGUUAAUGAGGGUUGUAUCAUCCCAUAUACGAUACAAUCAAUUCUUGAAUCGAAGGCAAAGAUCCAUGAAUUACAUUUACUAAAGAGGAGUUAGUUUUGAAAGGUUCAAAUGUGAGCACUAAAUACAAGCCAAUGUAUUUUAGCAUAAUCUUUUAAAGCUCGGAUUGUGGGAAUGGAAGUUAUUAUGAGGGACUCUCAAUGAGCCUUUUGAAACGUAACAAAAGUCGCUGCUACCUCUGAGGUCUAUGUAAUUUUGCAGUCUCUUGCACAAUUCUCUGGCACACAAUCUAUUAAAAGGAACGUGGAACAAACCGUAUUGUAAAAUCA